AACCUUCACAGGGGGUCUUACCUUCACAAAGGUAAGAAAACCUCAAAACUACUUUCAACAACGUCACGAAGACAACCUCAAUUUGAAAUGUUCCGGGUUCUCACGCGCUUGAAACCCUCAUUUUCUGAGUGCGGCUCCCGCAAAUCAUCUCAUCCGCCGCCUUGUCCACACGUGGAGCCCGGAGAAAAGCCCCAAUACUCCAAACCCGAUUGUUCCCGGGCUGUUAUCAUUGGCGGAACCGGCAGUGUAGGCCUAGCUACAGCUACUCAGCUCCUCUGCGCUAAGGCUGCAAAGGUCGCUCUCAUAGACACAGACGCCUGCAAGGGAAAGGACGCAGUCACAUCCUUAAACUGCUCAUUUGGCAAAGACAAAGCGCUGUUCCUAAAGGCUGAUGUUACCAACAAGAUGGAUAUUCAGGACACUUUGAGGAAAGUGCGCGGCGAGCUCAAGCAUGUGGACUUGAUAGUGAAUGCGUUCGGCAUUUGGGACGAAUCCAAAUGGGAGGAUGAAGUGAAAGUAAAUCUCCUGGGCACUUUGAAUGUGAAUGAAAUUGCCAAAGACAUUGUCAGUCAACCGGGGGGACUUGUGCUGAAUAUCACAGGAAUUCAGGGAAUUGAAGUUUUCACCCCUGGUCCGGCAUUAGCGGCCAGCUUUCUAGGGGUAGUGGGAUUCACUCAAUCCAAAGGCCAUGAACGAAACGCAUCGGCAAAUGGGGUUAGAAUUGUGGCCUUGUGCUGCGGUUUAACCCACUCACCUACCCUCAAGGAGGUGGAGCAGAGAACCUGCUGCCCAGCCAUGGCCAACGACCUGAAAAACUACCUCAAUGAGGGCUGCUGGCAGCAGCCGGAAGCUGCAGGAAAGGCGGCAGUCGAGCUGCUAAAAUACGCGCCAAGCGGCAGUAUUUGGAUCGUUGAAGGCUCGCAGUUGUUUCAUCUAAGGCUGCCCAGCUUGCACGCGUUCCGCACUUUAGAAACACAAUUUACUUGAGCAACAUAUUUUAUUCAUGUGGAAUACAGUAUAUGUCCAAAA
Molecule: messenger RNA, 1029 nt
Organism: Dendroctonus ponderosae (mountain pine beetle)
Lineage: Eukaryota; Metazoa; Arthropoda; Insecta; Coleoptera; Curculionidae
Product: 15-hydroxyprostaglandin dehydrogenase [NAD(+)]-like
Exons: 1
Coding region: 88-987 (299 amino acids)
Cellular component (GO): cytoplasm
Molecular function (GO): oxidoreductase activity, acting on the CH-OH group of donors, NAD or NADP as acceptor
Source: RefSeq, a predicted model, not a curated record